Messenger RNA from Lutzomyia longipalpis, 2220 nucleotides. Its product is annotated as SET and MYND domain-containing protein 4-like. Gene Ontology annotation, molecular function: protein binding. The transcript is spliced from 2 exons. The record is from RefSeq and is a predicted model, not a curated record. Bases 142 to 1947 code for a protein of 601 amino acids. NCBI's taxonomy places the organism in Eukaryota, Metazoa, Arthropoda, Insecta, Diptera, Psychodidae.
GAAAAACGUUUAAACUUACAUAACCCUAAAAAAAUAUCCUUGGAAGCCCGAAAAAAGGAAGCGUCUUUUACUAAUUAUUCCAAAAAUCUUGAAUAAAUUGAAGCUCCAGCAAUAAAGAGAUUGUCUUUGAAAAGAUCGAAUAUGGGGAAUAUGGCGGGCAGAGAUUCCGGGGAUUCCGGAGAGCCAGCGAGGGAGUCUCAUGAGCUAUAUAGUAAAUUGUGCCAGAUCCUCGGUGGAACCAGGACCGAGGCCAAGGUUUUCAAUGAUCUUAGAAGGAUGCGUGAGAAGGAGAAAUCAUGGAAAACAUCCCACAGCAAGCAAAUUGAUUAUGUCUUCAAGUUGCUGCAGCAGUACAAUCUUUUCCCGGAUUUUGCAAAGCACACUGAGGAGAAAAACGACCGGAAGUCAGAAAAAUUCCGUCAGAAGGGCAACUUCUUGUUUAACUCUGAAUCUUACGUGGAGGCAAUUGCUGAGUACAACAGGAGCAUUUGCUAUGCUGUCACGAAGGAGAAUAUCAGCAUUGCUCUGGGUAAUCGUUCAGCAGCAUUUUACAGAAUGAAAAUGUUCCGGGAGUGUCUUGAGAGCAUCCGAUUGGCACGAGAAUUUGGGUAUCCUGAUCGUCUGAAGGAUAAGCUUGAUGAGAGAGAAGCAGCGUGCAAGAUUGCACUGAAGAAUGCACCAAAACAGGAAGUUUUUGUGCCAAAGAUUGGAAUGCCUGCGAAUGAGAUGAUUCCCUUUCUGGCCAAUUGCUUGAAAUUGCGGGAGAAUGAGUACUUUGGACGACACGUGGUAACUGAGGAGGACAUUCCGGCGGGAACAAUUAUUGCCUUGGAAGAACCAUUCUGCAAGAUGCUCCUGUAUUCGGAAGAGUACUUGAGGUGCACUGUAUGCCUGGCAGAUCUUCCGCAUCUUCUGCUCCCUUGUGACACUUGCACUCAGGCCAUGUUCUGCUCCGAGGAGUGCAAGGAGAAAGCUUCUGGGGGAUUUCACGCCAUUGAGUGCCCAAUUACUUCAGCCAUGACGAAGAUCUUUGAUGACAAUGUUCGGCUGUCUCUUCGGAUGGUCCUUUGUGCUUUCUUGGCAUUUCCUGACGCGGAAACAAUGGCUUCAGCACUGGAGACGAUCAACAGAGAGAAGAAAAAUGCAUUUAGCUUCGAUUGGAGGCAGGAACUCUCACCGGAAGAACUCUUCACGCCAAUUCACACUCUGGUCAUAAAUGAGGAUAAAAUUCGUGAAAAACACCUCUUUGUGACGUACUACAUGUCCUGUCUGCUGUUCAACAUCCUCAAGGAGCACUGCAAGAUCUUCCGUGAGCGCUACCUCACCAAUACUCUGGCAGAAGAUACUUUCAAAAACAUCAUCUUCCGGCACCUCUUUAUCGUUCCCAGGAAUGCGUAUUGUCUCCAGAGUGUAAUUGAUUUAAAAACUCUGGACUUUAAAGAAUACGGAUCUGCUGUUUUUGCCUUCAAGAGUCUCCUGAAUCACUCUUGCUCUCCCAAUACCGUGUUGGUGCCAAUGGGAAGCACAAUAGGGACAGUCACGAUCAAGAACAUCGAAGCUGGGGGGCAAAUCUUCGGCAAUUACGGUCCUCAUCACAAGAUACUUUGGAGAGAAUUUCGCCAAGAUGAACUUCAGGCAAAAUACAAUUUCCUCUGCCAAUGCGUGGCCUGUGUGAAGAACUUCCCAACGUACCGGGAACUUCCGCCUCUGGGAAGUCAUCCGCAAUUGCAACUCACUCUGACGCGUGAGCUUCAGCAAACAAAACGGAUUUCAUUGAAGACUGCAAAGAAAAGUCUUCAGAAGGCAAUUGAUUACAUUCAAAAGUACAAGCAUCUCUACCCCAUUCGUCAGCUCUGUGAUGCAGAAGAGGAGAUAAAGUUCUGCUACGACGUAAUGGGUGGAAAUAUUUCACUUCAAAUGCGGCAGGAGAUUCAUCAGAAUUCCUAAGAAAAUCAUUCUUCAGAAUUACACAAAAAAAAAUCAUUUAAAAAUCUCCUUUUCACAACACUGUAACGAGCCUAUCUUACGUUGAUUUUUCUUUAAUUAUUAUUAAUUUGAUUUCAUUAAUUACCAUGAAUUACUCCAGAUGAAACAAGCCUGAAAAAAUCCUUUUUAAAAGGUUUUUAAUCUGAAUUUCAUUUUGUAAUGAUUUUUAUGAAGUAAAAAGGGAAGUAAAGAGUUACUUGCUAAAUUGAAUUAAAUAAAAUAUUUUUUAUGAUA